Messenger RNA from Tetrahymena thermophila SB210, 3759 nucleotides. RefSeq lists its product as hypothetical. The record is from RefSeq and is a predicted model, not a curated record. Lineage: Eukaryota; Ciliophora; Oligohymenophorea; Hymenostomatida; Tetrahymenidae. The transcript is spliced from 2 exons.
AUGAUAACUGAACAGACGACCAAUUAAGUAGAAAAGAGGUCUCCUAUAUUUAGUAUUACAAUUGAAAUUGCUGAGGAGAAACACCAUCUGCAUAUUUUUAAAUAUGAUACUCCUUCUCAAAUAGCUUAUAGAUUUUGCAUUCAGAAUAAUUGGGAUUUGGCAUGCGUUACUCCAGUUUCUAAAAAAAUAUAAGAAGUAUUCGAAUAGUAUCUGAGGAAUCCUUAGCUGGAACCAAAGUUAAGAAGGAAAUUAGAGUAAAUUAUACCAAAUGAAGGUUAAAACUCAAAGUAAAAUUUGGAGUAGAACACAAAAGGUAUUUAGAAUAGUAUUUAAGAGUAGCAAGAUAAAAUAAAAACGCUAAAGGGUCUUACUAUAACAGAUGAGAAAGAUAGCAAUUAAAAAUAGGCAGAAUCUGUUUAUAUUUAAAAGUAAAUGGGGAAUUAAAUGCAGGAAUAAGAUAUGAUUAGGUAUUCCAAAGUAAAUUAAGAGGAUUUAAACAGUUUCAAUGGAGUUAAUCAUGAUUUAGAUAAUCGAAAUAGAAAUUUAUAUUUGUUGGAUUAUAGCGGGGUUAAUACUCCUUAGAAUAACAAUACCAAUAACACUCAUCAGUAGAAUAAUAGGAAUAGCAACGAAUUUAAUAAGUUUUAGCAAAAUAUGAUGGAAAAGAAGGAGUCAAGUGGCACUCUGCAGAGCAAUUAAAGCAAUUCAAAAAAAUACUUUAAUUACAGUUACAUCGCAAAUAAAGUUUAAGAAUAGGCUAUGAAGAAAAUUGAUGAGAAGAAGCAAAAAUCAGAGCAGAAAAAGAGAUCUAAUUCCCUUGACAACACAUCUUCUUAGAGCUAGUUAAAUUUCAAGUGUGUUCCACCUCCUCCACUGCUAAAUUACAAUUAGAUGAGUAAAGAUUCUUCUACAAGGAAUAUUCAGUUUUCUGAAGUCAUAUCAGUUCCUUUUAAAGAUGCCAAUUCUAUUUAGUUUAGAGAUACGCACUCAACUAAUUUAAAGGAAAACCUUUCCUCUAAUCUAUUCAAAGAAGGAUUAAGCGACUCUCGCAAAAACAUUUAAAAUUUAACUAGCUCCAAGUCGCAGAAUCAAAACUCAAAUAGCAAAAUAAAUCCUUACUCUAAAAUACUGAGAGAACAAAACUAGAAUGGUAGUUACAAUGAGAUGAAUUAUUUUAGAGGACUUAAAGAGUCUUUUUUAAAUGGGUAAAAUUAUUCAAGUGUUUUGAAACAAAUGCAAAAUGAGUCAAAAAGCAAGGGCCGUGACUCUAAAAGUAGCUUGGAAAGAGCAUCGUAACAGAAUAAUAUAAAAAAAGAUUAGGAAAAUUGGAGAGGAACUAGCAGUUCAAUAAACAUGAAAGAUUUUAUAAACAAUUAGAAUUGCUUUAGUAGUUCAUAAAAGCCUUAAAUAGCAUCAAAUCCUUAAAUUAACAGCGAAAAUAAAAGCAAGUAUAAAAAUUAAAAAUUAGAAAGCAACUCUCUUGGAAGAAACAAUGGGAAUAAUUCAAGUAAUUUAAAGUAAAACAAAAAAUAAAUGCAAUCAGGUUCUUUAAGUCCACCAAGAAGCACAAGAGGCUUAGACAAUCCUACACUCUAUGAGAGAGGAAUACAUUUUCUAGAUUAAAAAUAGAAUAAAAUCGAGUAAUUCAAACAAAAUACAUGGGACAGAAUGAUGAGCGCAUGCACAUUUAUUCCUUAAACCAAUCAAAAAGCGAACGAACAUUUGCUGCAAUAUCGCGAUAAAAGCAUGGAUCCUUACAAUUAAUUGUACCAAAACUCAAAAGUUAUUUAAAUUAAAAAAGACCUUAUAAAAAAUAAACUUAUGAACUAAGAAAUCAAAGAAUUUUCUUUUAAGCCAAGCCUGAACCCAAUCAGCUAAUUAAUCAUUAAAACUAAAAGAUAAAACUCAAUCAGUGAAAACACUUCAAACUUUGAGAAUCAAAAAACAACCAAAAUCAGCCAAAUUCAAUAAGAAAUGCUAAAGGAAUGCACUUUCCACCCUAAAAUAAGCAAGCACAGUGAGAAAAUUCAUAAGACUCACAACGGCAACACGAGUGUCUAUGACAGAUUAUAUGUCAAAACAAAUAAAAAGAACUCAAAGGGAGAAAAGCAGCAAUCCUAAUAAUAAUAAUAAUAAUUGUAAUGCAACAAUCAAAGCUACUAAAACAGUUAAAGUUAAUAAAACAGCUCUAACUACUAAAAUACUCAAAGCUAUUAGAACAACUAAAGUUAUUUGAACAACUAAAAUUAUUAUAAUAACAAUUAAUUUAUUACUUAUCCAGACCAAGAAGGAAAUAAUUAUUUCAGCGAAAGCACUUAAUUUAAUAACUAGAAUAACAAUCAAACUCAUAUUUAAAACUAGGAUUCAUAUAAUUAGCAAUACUUUAAUUCUACCAAUUACGAUGAUGCUCAAAAUUAAUAAAAUGGCUAUAUUAAUAGCAAUAAUUACUACAAUCCCUAGAGUGAAAAUGCAGGAAAUGUUUCAUUUUCGUAAGAUAAACAUGGCUAUUUAUCUUAUCAGUAAAAUCCUUAUUAGCAAUAGCUUCUCAGUAGUGAUUUCUUUAACAACAGCUAAGCAUCUAAUAACAGCAACUCAUUACAAUUUUAAAACAACAACAACAGUUAGAAUAAUAACAAAUUUAAAUAUUUUAAUAAUAAAAGCUAAUAAAUGAGUUCGACAUUAACAAAUUAGCAACAUCAAAACACAUUUAAUUAAAAUACUUCUAACAAUCUCUCAUUGGUAAACUAAAGUGAUUUGAAUCUAAGCUCUACAUAAAUUAACUUCAGUUAAUAAGCACUUUAAGAUUUAGUUCAUACACAGGACAAUUUCAAAAAUUUGCAUAACGAUUUAUAGAGCAGUGAACAAAUAAACUUCCUUCCUAAUUAAAAUGAUUGCAACAGAAGCUUUGGAGAUACUAAAAAUAAUAACAGCUUUAUAGUAAGUAAAACAUAAAAUAAUCCAAGUCAGGCUAGUUCUUAGGGUAAAAAGAUUGUUUAGAAUAACAGCGCUUUUAAUAGCUAAAAUAGCUAAUUUAAAAAUAUGGAAAGACAAUCGCUGAACGAAAGCAGAGACAACAAAAAUCCAAAACCUAAAAAAGAUUCGUCAGAAAAUGCUUACAAGAGGAGUUUCUCGCCUAAUAAAAACUCAAUAGCUCUUAUGGAGAAAAAAAAGAGACAAAGAUUUGAAGAAAUAUUUAUUUUGCUUGACUCCGAUAAAGAUGGUUUAAUCUCUGCUUAAAAUAUAAGCAUUUAAGACUUACCAGACGAAAUAUUGGUAAUCAUAGCACCUCUUUUAUAUGAAUUAGAAGAUAUGGAUGCUGAGUUAACCUUGUUAGAGUUUAUGGAUGCCUUUGAGAGGUUAUUCAAGUAGCUAUCCUUAAUUGAUAAGAAUAAAUUACUCUUAUUUGACACAUAUUAAAAGUGGUAAUAUGAAAAGAUAUAACUCCAUUAAAAAGACGCGAACUUCUAGCCAUAAAUUAAUCCUUAAAGUGAAAUAAUUGCAUAAAUCUCUAGACCAGAAAGAGGCUCUGAAAACCUAUAUGAUCUAUACAAGGAAAAAGAUAGAAUUUGUGAGGAAAAACUAAUGCAAAAAAGAAGGGAAAAAGAAAACGAAAUAAAUUAAUAAUGCACAUUUCAUCCUAAUAUCAAUCACACUAACAAUUUAAUAGAAAACAACAAAACUGUUAAAGACCCUAGUUAAAUCAAUACAUGUUAAAAAUCAUUUUAAGAAUUUAUGUAAAAUCAUACAAAGAUAAUUUGA